Antrostomus carolinensis (chuck-will's-widow) is the source of this 713-nucleotide messenger RNA. Its product is annotated as RING finger protein 175. The record is from RefSeq and is a predicted model, not a curated record. Gene Ontology annotation, molecular function: ubiquitin protein ligase activity; metal ion binding. The annotation marks the transcript as partial. Lineage: Eukaryota; Metazoa; Chordata; Aves; Caprimulgiformes; Caprimulgidae. Gene Ontology annotation, cellular component: endoplasmic reticulum membrane; Golgi membrane. The transcript is spliced from 6 exons. Gene Ontology annotation, biological process: ERAD pathway.
UUAGCCACACUGCUGCAGACGUGGGUUGCUCCUCUUUAUUUCACUAUCAGACUUUGCUGGUGGAGGUGCCCAUCCAUGUGGGGAAUGCUCUCAGUUACUACCAGUUACAUCACUUUCAGAGCAACCUGCAAGCCUCUCUUGGGAAGAAUGCCACAAUAUGUUGGUCUACAAAUGCUACUCCUAAUCUAUAAACUGAGUUAUGUAAUUGGAAUUGUGGGCUCUCUAGCCAUAAAGGUUACCAUGUUUGGAUUUAAUUUAUUCUUUAGUCUGGUGCCUGAUGACUCCAUGGAUUUUUGUGUAAUGCAGCUUUUUCACAGAGUGUACUAUGGAGUGAUGGGAAGAGACUUUGCAGAGAUUUAUUCUGACUACAUGAUUUCCACCAUUGGUUUUUACAUCAGUGGCAUGCCAACAAUGACAGUCUGCAGGCAGAAAAUUUUUGUGGAUAUAAAUGAAGAAGGGAUCAUUGAAAAUACCUAGCAGCUGUCCUGUAAUCAUGUGUUUCAUUAAUUCUGCAUCUGCAAUUGGUGCAUUGCUGGCAAGAAACAGACUUGCCCAUACUGCCCUGAGAAAGUUGAUUUGAAAAGGAUGUUAAGCCCAUAUCCUUAAACUCAUAUGCUUUAUAGACAAUGUUUGGAUUUGCUGUGCUACAUGGUGGUUUGGCAACUGGUUGUUGUAGGCCUCAUCCAAGGCAUUAAUUACUCACUGGGUCUAGG